GCACAGUUUUGCGUAUAUUUGGUAACAGAAAUAGCAAAAUACAAGCACACCCCUUCUCCGCAAAUGCAAGCUGGCCUCCGAGUCUCGAUUCCAUCUUCUGCUCUCAUCACCCAUUGUUCUCUAAUCUCUUGUCUUUAGAGCAUCGAGGGCAUCAUGCAGUUCAGGAGUAUUCUUUUCUCUUUCUUCCUCAUCUUCGUGCUUGGAGUGGCCUUGGUCCACGGCGAGGAGGCCAAGCAGCCACGGGGACCUAAGGUCACCAGUAAAGUCUACUUUGAUAUCGAGCACGGUGACAAGCCAUUGGGUCGCAUUGUGCUUGGAUUGUACGGCAAGACUGUUCCUAAGACCGCUGAGAACUUUCGCGCUCUGGCUACCGGCGAGAAAGGCUUCGGCUAUGAGGGUUCCUCUUUCCACCGUGUUAUCAAGGACUUCAUGAUCCAGGGUGGUGACUUUACUCGUGGUGAUGGCACCGGCGGUAAGUCGAUCUACGGUAACAAGUUCGAGGACGAGAACUUCAAGAUAAGGCACACUAAGAAGGGCCUUUUGAGUAUGGCCAACGCCGGCAAGAACACCAACGGUUCUCAGUUCUUCAUCACUACCGCUAUUACUGCGUGGUUGGAUGGCCGUCACGUCGUCUUCGGUGAAGUCCUCGAGGGCUAUGAGAUCGUCGAGCAAAUCGAGAAUGUCCCCAAGGGCCGCGGUGACAGCCCGGCGGACAAGGUCAAGAUUGCCAAGAGCGGAGAGCUCAAGGAGGAGAAGGAGACCCAAGCCUCCGACGACGAUAACAAAGACGAAGUAGUAAAAAAAAUUUCCGACAAAGCAUCACCAACUGAAGUUUCCUCUUAUUUCUACCAACAAUUGACGCUGCUGUUUGUGAUGGUGGCCAUUGUUGGGUUCUUGGUGUACCGCCGGAAGGGACGAGUGGCGGGGAAGAUGAAUGAGCGUACGGUGGUGUAGAGUUGUGUAUGCGCUUUUGUACUCUUUAUUGUGUUCAUUAUUGUAUGUAUGCGUGUCUAAAUAUAUCAGAGUGCGUCAUUACUCAGUGUUCAGAUCGUAUCUGCCCUGCAUCUGUGCAGGAGCGGUCAGCAGUGGCAAUGUUGGCACUACUGAUAGGGCUACCAGUAGUACUCCGUAGACACGGCAACAUUACAAUAGAGAGUUGUAAAUAGAUAUCUCCUAUUAAGGGAUAUGAGAUCUGUGUUUGGGCGAUACAUGACUUGUGCAUUUUUUAUUUUUUAUUUUAGAGAACGGAG
Messenger RNA from Aspergillus ruber CBS 135680, 1250 nucleotides. Its product is annotated as peptidylprolyl isomerase. Gene Ontology annotation, molecular function: peptidyl-prolyl cis-trans isomerase activity. The coding region runs from base 154 to 954 and encodes 266 amino acids. The transcript has 7 exons. The record is from RefSeq and is a predicted model, not a curated record. Gene Ontology annotation, biological process: protein folding; protein peptidyl-prolyl isomerization. Lineage: Eukaryota; Fungi; Ascomycota; Eurotiomycetes; Eurotiales; Aspergillaceae. Gene Ontology annotation, cellular component: fungal-type vacuole; endoplasmic reticulum.